Molecule: messenger RNA, 537 nt
Organism: Microsporum canis CBS 113480
Lineage: Eukaryota; Fungi; Ascomycota; Eurotiomycetes; Onygenales; Arthrodermataceae
Exons: 4
Coding region: 1-537 (178 amino acids)
Source: RefSeq, a predicted model, not a curated record
AUGGACGUGGAGUUGGGCGGUGUUUAUAUCUUUGCAAUGCAGCAAAAGCCGCAGCAGAGCAAGGCAGCGAAAGGUCCGGGCGGUGGGCAAGCAUGGGUGGGGCGCAACGCAGGCGGGCGGGUAGAGACCACCGCUUAUUGGCUCAGCAAGGAGAGGGGCAUGUACCAUGACGCAGAGAUCUGGUGGUGGACACUGAGCCAACUCGAAACCCCGUUCCAAAGGUUGCUUCGCUCCAAUGAGGCCUCAGGCUCAGGAUCGCCCCUUUUAAUUCUGCAGCGAGUAACAAAGCAGGUAGCUUGGCUGGAAAGUGCUAAAGAGCCCUCAGUUGAACCGCUAGGUACUUGCAUCCUGCAUGACCCUCUUCUUAUUCCUUCGAAGUUUGUUCUGGUGGGCCAGUUAGGUCCAUUGAUCAUUCGGAUAGAAGUGCAGGUCGACAAGGGUAGGGUCUCUCUGUUGUUGGAGGUAAAGGUAAGAAAAAUUAAAUAUCUCACUGGGCUGCGGCUCCAAAGAUGGUAUAGCCUAGGUGAUGUUGCAUAA